Seriola aureovittata is the source of this 4010-nucleotide messenger RNA. It is a transcript of the gene npy2rl, whose product is annotated as neuropeptide Y receptor Y2, like. Gene Ontology annotation, molecular function: neuropeptide Y receptor activity. Gene Ontology annotation, cellular component: membrane. The record is from RefSeq and is a predicted model, not a curated record. The transcript is spliced from 5 exons. Bases 108 to 1319 code for a protein of 403 amino acids. Gene Ontology annotation, biological process: G protein-coupled receptor signaling pathway. NCBI's taxonomy places the organism in Eukaryota, Metazoa, Chordata, Actinopteri, Carangiformes, Carangidae.
UGUGUGUGUGUGUGUGUGUGUGUGUGUGUGUGUGUGUGUGUGUGUGUGUGUGUGUGUGUGAGAGUGUUUGUAAAAUGCCGCUGCCAGCUGAACACGUGUGAUCGAACAUGGAGGCCGUUAGCGCAGUCAACGACACACAGGACCAGCUCCGCCUCCUGCCCCCGCCUGGCGACGACCUCAGCUACCAUGACUACGACCCGAAUGGCGGCGCUGUCCCCCCAGCGCUGCCGACGCUGGUGUUCGAGGGAGUGAAUUUUCCAGAGGACCCCAUCAGACUGCUGAGUGUACAGGUGGUGUUGAUCCUGGCCUACAGCACCAUCAUUGUGCUGGGGGUUCUGGGUAAUUCGCUGGUUAUCUACGUCAUCUACCGCUUCAAGACGCUCCGCACCGUCACCAACUUCUUCAUCGCUAACCUGGCUGUGGCCGACCUCCUGGUCAACACGCUGUGCCUCCCCUUCACCCUCGUCUACACGCUGCAGGGAGAGUGGAAGUUCGGCAGCACCCUCUGUUUCCUGCUGCCCUACGCCCAGGGGCUCGCCGUGCACGUCUCCACGGUGACGCUCAACGUCAUCGCACUGGACCGCCACAGGUGCAUCGUGUACCACCUGGAGACCAGGAUGCGUAAGGACGUGUGUUUUGGGGUGAUCGCGUUGACCUGGGUGCUGAGCGCCGUGCUGGCCAGCCCCCUGGCCAUCUUCAGAGAGUACGGUUCCUUCACUCUGGAGCCUGGACACUCCAUACAGGUCUGUACGGAGAAGUGGCCCGGUAAAAGCACGGACGGCACCGUCUACAGCAUCUCCAUGUUGAUCCUGCAGUACUUCCUGCCGCUGUCCAUCAUCUCCUUCGCCUACGCCCGCAUCUGGUCCAAACUGCGCGGCCACGUCAGCCCGGCGGAGAGCAGCGGCAACAGCAGCGCCGGCUCCGAGCGCCACCGCCGGCGCCGCAAGACCACCAAGAUGCUGGUGACCAUGGUGGUGGUGUUCGCCGUCAGCUGGCUGCCCUUCCACGCCUUCCAGCUGGCCACCGACAUCGACAGCACGGUGCUGGACAUGCGCGACUUCCGCCUGCUCUACACCGUCUUCCACGUGGUCGCCAUGUGCUCCACCUUCGCCAACCCGCUGCUGUACGGCUGGAUGAACCGCAACUACCGCGCCGCCUUCCUCGCCGUCUUCAAGUGUCGCAGGGGCGGGGAGAGGGGGAGGGGCGGCCGGCUGGACAGCAUUCACCCCGUCGGGGGAGGAGGCGGAGGGAGGGCGAAGAAGAUAGUUCUUGAAACCCAGGAUGUGGUGUCCACGCGCCUGAACGCCACCGACGUGUGAGAGCCUGAGGGAGGGGGGGGGAGGAAGAGGGCGACGGAGGAGAGGAAGGGGGAGGUGACAAAACAAUGAUGGAGAGACGACAGAUGCAGAGGCAGGAACGAAAAGAAAAUCAUUGUCAGGGAAUCGUUUGUUCCCCUGAAGACAAGAGGCGCAGGAAGAGAAACGAGAUUCAACAUGGAGAGAGAGAAACAGAGGGGAGAUAAAAGAUGUGAGAAAAAAUAGAAACGACAGAGUGAGAGGAAGCCGACGGGGGAUUAAAGAGUUUUGGAAGCCCAAAAAUAGAGGAGAAGGCGUAGAUGAGCAGGGAUUAGAAGAAGAAGAAGAAUGACAGGAGAAGAGAAGCAGAAGAGCUGCUUAACGACUGAAUGAUGGCGAGUUCUCCGCGACCAAUCAAAGCGAGGUCGCUUUGAGGAUGUGACCUCAUCGAGACAGACGACUCACGCACUUACAGGACGAAAAAAAGGGAAAUGGUUUGUUUUUGAACGUCUCACUUCGAUUGUUUUAGGAAAACGAUUCGUUUCCUCGACGAUGACGAUAAAGACUGAUUCUAAACAACCUUGGACUUUGAUGCAAAUCUUGUCAACAUAGGGCUUUACUCCAUCUUCAUUCAACUUGUGAAGCAUUUAGCUCGUACAUUUAACCCAGAGUGGCUUACAAAGGCGGUGGGGGGGGUACAGAGGUUUGAACAUGCGACUGUCCUGCGAGGAUUUAAGGAGCAGCAUGGAUCAGAGCUGAUUGUCCACGAUUUUAAAAGCGAACAAAACUAGAGGCCAGGAAAUGAAAAAAGAUCACAUAUUCGGAUGGAGCCGAGGAAGACGAGGACGCAUGAUGCAAGCGUUGUGAAUCUCAGACACUGUUACAUAAUGAAAAUGUGUGUUUAAUGUGGAUUAUCCUCCAAAGAAAGCCGGAUGUAGGAGUGUAAAUUAAAAACGACUGAGGUGGACAAACGGGAGAUGUGAGACAUGAUGAAUGAAAGGGAGAUGAAGGGAAGAGAGAGAGAGAAAGACAAAGUGAUCAAAAUACAACUGAUUGAGAUCAAAGGGAGCUGCUUUGUUUUUCUUUUUUUUGUUUUAGUAGAUGAAGGACGGAGAGCGAAGGAAGAAGACCAGGCAGGGUGGAAAAGGCAACGAGAGGCUCAGUGGGAGGCGGGAAAAGAGAGAAAUGUGGGAUAAUGAGGCAAAAGAAAAAGAUCUUCAAUCUAGUGUGAAAGAACAGAGGAACGAUAUGCUACAGACGAAUGUUUGAAAAAAAACAAAGGCUUGUGAUUUAUUUCAUCACUUUUUUUUGUAUUAUUCUGGCAGGUGUAAUUUUCCCAGCUGUCAGUCAGGCUCACAGCAGAACCAAAUGAAAUCUUGCAGAUGAGAUUUCACACUCCUUCACUGACUUCAGAUCAGCUCGUCUGAGCCGGGGCGACGACACCGGACGUCAUUUUAAACUUCUGGUUCUAAUCUGGUGUUUCGUCACGGAGGGAUGACUGUUCGCAUUUCGUGCCACAUUUUAAGAUUCAUUACACAAGUUAAUCAGCAAAAAAAAAGACACAAAAGAGAUUAUAGGAAGAGAUCAUUAACAUAUAAUUGCUCAUAUUGAAAUAAAGCUCAUUUAAGAGAUUAAUUUUUCAAGGUAUUUCAAUGUUUUUCAAUUAUAUUCAUUUCAAAUUUGCACUUCAAAUAGUCAGUAUUAUUAUUUAUGAGCAAAGGGCUUGAACUAAGCCUUUCAGGCAGCUCUUAAUUUCUCAUCAGAUAGAAGGAAAGGCUGAAGCAGAUUCAAUAAAUGAUCAAUUUAUUCACCAUGAUCAGCACUUAAAAGACGCUACACUGAUUUAUAUUUGCUCUCCCAUAACAUGGAGAGCAAAUACAUCAUUAUGAUGUCACAGUUGACCUUUGACCUUUUGGAUAUGAACUGUCAUCACUUCAUCACUGAAACACAUUUCAGUUAAAUUGUAUCAUAAUUGGUGUAUGAAUUUGUGAGUUAUGGCCAAAAAAGUUUGUUGUGAGGUCAUAGUGAUCUUUGAGCUUUUGACCUUCCACCACUAAAUUCUAAUCAGUUCAUCCUUGAGUCCAAAUGAAUGUUUUUGCCAAAAUUCCCUCAAGUUCGUCAUUGAGAUAUGACGUUCACGAGAAUGGCAUGAAAAUCUUCUACCCCGUGAGAAUCUGAUGCCUACGUUACCCACAAUGCAACUUCUGCACCAACAGUUGGAUAGGAUAUUGAGGUGCUAAUAGCAGCUAAUGUAGCCUUGAGUCUCUCAGAGCUGAGGAGGUUGCAGAGGUAAGAGGUAAGCUAAUUUAUUUGUAUAUUUUCAAACUUGUACUCUUCAGCCGACGCUGACUCAAGUGACAUCACUUGAGGUUAAUUAUCAGACUCCAUGCAGCUUUACUCGACAGCUUCUGUGUUGCAUCAGUGGAUUUCCUCUUGAGAUGGUUGAAUCAAAGCUGUGAAUUCCUUCGUGUCUGUGUACGACACCAGAAAACCUCCGAUAUUUUUAAAAGGCUGACUGGAGGUGACGGGUUCAGGUGUGUCAGUGAAGGAGGUGAGAUCCGUGAGCAGCCGAGAGCAGGAACACACGAAAAACCUGGCUGAGAACCAGAUGGACUGCAUUUCUACUGGCGCUUGUAUCCAACACACUUUUUCAAUUUGCUUUCGCAGGCGAUGUCAGUGAGCUAAAUGCACUGCACUGUCAGCAUGCCCACCCCC